Messenger RNA from Nothobranchius furzeri (turquoise killifish), 3309 nucleotides. Its product is annotated as zinc finger protein 41 homolog. Gene Ontology annotation, molecular function: RNA polymerase II cis-regulatory region sequence-specific DNA binding; DNA-binding transcription factor activity. The record is from RefSeq and is a predicted model, not a curated record. Lineage: Eukaryota; Metazoa; Chordata; Actinopteri; Cyprinodontiformes; Nothobranchiidae. Gene Ontology annotation, biological process: regulation of transcription by RNA polymerase II.
ACAUUUAACCAAAGAAGAAGACAUCAACCGGAAGUAAUAGCAGGAAGCAGAGCUAGUCGUGGAGCUAGCGGUCGCCCAAGCUAAGUUUAUAAUGGCUAAUUUAGGGAACUGGAGGGAGUCAAUCAGGCAGCGGUUAGCUGCUGCUGGUGCAGACAUACUCGCUGAGUGUGAAAACGCGAUCAUCCACACCGAAGAGCAGAUCCUCCAUCAGCGCAGAAUGCUGGACGCCAUGAAGACAGAAGCGAGGAUGCAAAGAAUCGAUGGCAUUAAACGGGAGGAGGAGGAGGAAAAGGAGGUUCUCCCUGAUGAGCACCUUUCUGACCAGGAGGAGCCUUCCGGUCUGGAGGAGGAUGGUCUAGAACCUUCACAGGUUAAAGAGGAGCCCUGCACCAGUCAGGGUGGAGAGCAACUUGUGCUGAAGGAGGAGACGAGUACCAGCUCGGAGACUCUCAGUGCGAGGGGCUUCAGAGGAGAGCUUGUACGUGAAGACACCUGCAGAGACGCCUCUAAGGAGGAAUCCCAGAGGAAGCGUGACCGUAAGACGGGGGCCAAAGGGUUUUCGUGUGAAGUCUGCGGGAAAGGUUUUGCUUAUCGGGCUUCUUACGGACUCCACGUGAAAACGCACACCAAAGAGAAGCCCUUUGAUUGUAGAACAUGUGGGAAAAUGUUCCGGAGAAGUGAUAAACUUCUGCUGCACACGAGAACGGCGAGAAGCCGUACCUUUGUAACAUCUGUGGCAAAAGCCUUUCCGACCCUUUAGUUUUAAGAAGCAUUUGUCGAGCCACUCAGACGAUAAGCCGCACACCUGUGGGACGUGUUGUCAGAACUUUAAAUACACGGACACUCUGAAGAUCCACAUGAGAAUCCACACGGGCGAGCGGCCGUACGUCUGCAGCUUGUGCGGGAAUAAAUUUGUUAACGCGUCGAAGCUGAACCUCCACAAGAAGACCCACACGGACGAGAAACCGCACGUCUGCGACACGUGCGGGAAAAGAAUUCAUCUGCCUGCACGGCUUAAAGGGUCACAUGAAAACACACACAGGUGAGAAGGUGUACGCCUGUGUGGCGUGUGGAGAGGGUUUCGGCUCCGUCUGCAGUCUGAACCGUCACACGAAGGCCCACGCAGGCGAGACGUCGCUGGACUGAAACGUCUCUGAUGACAAAACAAACCAGAAAGAUCCAGAAAGUUCCUUACAGAGACUUUAGGUGGGAUUGCAGCACGGCGAUGGCAGAAGUCCGUGGUUUUCUCUAUCAGAAGGAUUUUCUCAUUUCAACCCAACGUUUUUCUUGUACUUUAAAGAUUCUGAGAGUGCAGAGAAAAAUGAAUGAGUGAAUAUUAAACAGUAAAAUGUUGGUUAAGAAAAUGAAAACGUAAAACUGAGCAUAAAUCUUAGUUUUGUUUUGCUGAUGAAACUGUACUAGGAAAUUCUGACACUCAGCUGCGGCCAUUUUCUCCACUGUUACUUUUGCGUGAGGAUCGCAGUGGCCAGGGAGCGUGAUUUGGAUUUCUAGGAUGCCCAAGGAAGAUCCUGCCUUUCUCGCCUCUGAUUGGCUAGAAAGGCUCUACUACGAUUGGCUAUUUCAUUUAGCAGCAAAUCGACUCUCCUUGCUAAGAGCAGACUGUCCUUCUGCCACCAGCAGAAAGCUGUUUUGGGGAGUUUUGUAAAAAAAAAAUAAACAAAAGUGAACUUAGCGCUAUAAUAACCAUUCUGUCUUGUUUUGCAGCAUAUUUUAUGUUUUAUAAAAAACGUUAAUUUAUAAUCUUGUUGCAUUAAUCAAACUGUUGGACUUACUUCACAUCUGUUGGCUCUCAAGCAUUAGAGUACACAGGAUAAACAUAUGUUCCUUACCUGGGUAUGAAAUUUAAUAAAACUGCCUUAUUCUGCCCAGCUGUGUGCAUCCGGUCUGUUUCUUUUCUAAAAUAAUGAAAGCUGGUGAAAAACAGGUCUAAAUCAUAAUCAGCUUUUACUUAAUUAUUGAUUAAAUGAUACAAAUUUAAUCUGAUGACAAGAGAUGUGCUCUGACUACUAAACAGCCUUAACCUGUUAGUGAAAACAUAGGAUAGCCAAAUAAUGAAGUAAUAAGAUAACCCCAAUAGAGGCAACAGAUAAAAAGUCAGUCUACAGUGUGAUAAAAUGCAGCAAGAUUUAUUACAGGUUCACAUUUGACGUUUUUCGGGUUCUUUUAUGAAAGAAAGUGAAACUAGUAUGUUGUAAAACAAGAAUGGAUGUUUAUUAUAGCAACAAGUUCACAUUUUCUUAAAAAAAAACUCAAGAUCUGGCUGUAAUCUAAAAAACGCUCAGUGCGUGAAAUCUUUCCUCUUUCCAACACGAAAUAGCCAAUCGUAGGAGAGCCCUUCCAGCCAAUCAGGGGUGAGAAAGGCGGAACCUUCCUUGGACAAUUCCAAAUCGCGGCCAGGGAGCUGUCUCAGAAUUCUGCGUUUUCAUUGGCUUAAGAGGAGGGAAGUCCCUGUGGUUCUUUGAUAUGACGUAGGGGAAACCCCCUUCUUCAACCUUUUAUCAUUAUUUUUUUAAUAAACUAUAUUAGAAUAAUACAUGACAAUAGGUACAGAAAACACUUGUGCAACCUGCACAAGGAACAUUACAAACAGGCCAGAGGGUCUUAAAGCAUAAUGCGAUGUGUAAAAUGAGGACAAAAAUAAAAUUAAACUCAUAACAUGCUCAGAUCCAGGGGCGGAUUAAGGACUGAAGAAGAUCUGGGGCUUAACACGCACGCGCGCACACACAUGUGACACGCACUAGUCAACAUAUAUAUUUGUCUUGUACCACAUAAUUUUUAUUCUGAAGCUACAUAUUAAGCAUAUUCAGGGCAGAGUAUUGUUCCUGUUGGUGUUUAGUGUGAGAUGAUAGUAAAUAUUCCCUUUCUUUCUCCAGCAACUUUACCUGAUAAGCUAACUUUAGGCAAACCAGCAGCACAACAAAUAUUUUCAAAUAAGACUCACAAACCUGAGUCAACACCAGUCUCAUCAAAGCUGGGGUUCUGUCGCCGUACUUUUGGUCUAAAAAACGUCCUUAUGUCCAUCUUCACUCAUGCGUUUCAGGCAGACUGUAGAAAAAAACAGGCACUGCAGAAGAAGCCGGUGUCGGUCCAGGAUCUGCUCGGGUGCAAGAUCGGCUCGGGGUCCUUCGACUGCCGAUGACGUCAAAGUACGCCAAACCCACUCGGACAAAAUACACUACACAUCUAUAGUGUUGGAAAGAAUUUAUCAGUUUCGUUAUUAAAAUAAUGUUUCUUACAACGUAAGUUUGUGUUUAUAAUGGUAUUUGUAAAAUAAAACACUAUAUUUUA